AGGAGCUGAAGCUGCUCGCACGACCGUGGACGCGCUCACUGCCAGGACCGUGGAAGUGAAGCGAGGGAGAGACGAGAGGAGGGAAAACAGUUUGUGGAUAUAACCGCUGGAAAUCUACCGAGCGCGCUCCGCCACACACCGACGGAGCGUCGCAGACGGACCCGCUUCCUCGUCGCCUGCGAUCGGAUCUCGGUGAGAAUGGAGCUCCCCGCCGCCGGAGAACGCGUCUUUGCGGUGGAGGGCAUCGAGAAAAAGCGCAUACGCAAGGGCAGAGUGGAGUACCUGGUCAAGUGGCGAGGAUGGUCCCCGAAGUACAACACAUGGGAGCCCGAGGAGAACAUCCUUGACCCGCGUCUGUUGGUCGCGUUUCAACACAGGGAGAGACAGGAGCAGAUGAUGGGAUAUCGCAAACGGGGACCGAAACCCAAACAUCUAUUACUUCAGGUUCCCUCGUUCGCACGGAGGUCAAGCGUUCCUGCUAGCUUUGAAGAGACGUCUCAUGACACCGAGGACAGCCCCAAGUCGGAUUCAGUUCAAGGCCAGCGCACUCAACCCCAACAGUACGAGCUGAACAGCAAGAAGCACCAUCAGUACCAGCCCAGCAGCCAGGAAGUGCCUGCCGACCCGCUGAGCAACAGCAAGAAGAAGUUGGUCUACCAGCUCGACAGCAAGAAGCACCACCACUACGAGCCUGACCCAAAUAUGUACGACUCUCAGGCGUCGAGGCUGAGAGAGGUCAUCAAAGUGCAGGAGCCGGCAGCGAAACCCACCAAUCCGGGCUGGAACUUGCCUUUGGCUCUUCAGCAGAAGUGGGUUCGGGACAAAGACACGGGGUGUUUAAGCAAAGUGAAAGAGCUGGCAGUGGAACCAAGAAAGCCCUCCGUGAAGGAGCCCGAGAGCGAGCAAGCUCUCAAACCCAAUCCCAAGGAUGCGGCUCUUCCGAGCUCCGUGAGCGGCAAGAUGAAGAUCAUCAAGAAUAAAAACAAGAACGGGCGGAUCGUAAUCGUCAUGAGCAAGUACAUGGACAGCAAGGUUCACGGGACGAAGCACAAGCACGGGGAAUCGUCCAGCGAGGAGAAAUCGCCGAGCGCCAAGCAGUCCGAAGCAAGCUCGGCCCACAAGCUCGGGGAGCCGUUGGACAAUGGAAUACACAAGCAGAUGUGUAACAGCAGCUCCCCCACCGCGGCGGAGCAUCCCAUGAAGUGCUCCCCGAAACACUUCUCCAAACCUUCUCCAAGCACCGCAGAGGAGUACAACACCGAGGUCGCGCGGGGCCAGGCCGAUUUACCCGACGAUCUUCCCCUGCAGUUGACCGCGAGCUCCCCGCCGACAUCUUGGACUGUGGAAAACAACAUCCUCACUCCGACGGCCAUCCACCACAUCAGGAUUCCGUCCUACCCCUCAAAGCGUAAACUCUCCGUUCCCGCGGAGGACCAGGGCGCCUCCAAAGCUUUUCUGACUUCCAGGAGUGCUCCUCCACCUCAGGACAAACCCAUGGACCUUCACUGUGCAGCCUCCCACGGUGCCCCGGAAUCCACCUGCCAAGAGGAGCCGAUGGAUCUCAGCUGCCCGAAGAGGCCGCCUGAGAAGGAGCCCCAGCCUGAGCCCGUCGUCAAGGAUCAACCCACCGUCACGGAACCAACGAAAAAAACCCUGAAGGUCAAGAAACUGGACCCUUUCAUGGGAAAUAUCAUCAUCACCGACAUCACCACGAACAGUCUCACCGUCACCUUCAAGGAAUACGUCUGAGUCGUGAUCUGUAAAUAUGUGAAAAUGUAAACAAUAAGAGCCUGUAUAUAUGGAAAUUUAUAAUUUAUCAACAGUUUCGUACGUUUUAUACUGAAACGCCAAGAACGUGCCCUCGAGGACUUGCGUUCGAGUGGAUGUACCCACUUAAAAAAAAAAAAAAUCUGAAUGAGGGUCCAAGCAGGUCUUUCCUGUCUCACCAGUCAACGUCCUUCAUGUUGCCAGUCGUGAACUGGAUGUUACAAGGUGCUUCACCAAUCCUCCACCGUAACUACCUAUUGAGAAACAACCAGGUCAGUCAUUGGGGAUGCAGCUUUGCUAUUAGCAAACUAGCUAGUUCAUUAAUUGUAAUAACAAUAAUAAUAAUACAUGAUGAAAUAAGUGAAAUGUAGAAUGUCUUCAACUGUGUCAGGUGAGCUCAUGAUAAAUCAGCUAUAUUUUUCUGCCUAACUGGGGCGGAACUAAUGCCCUACAUUGUCAGACACAAAGGAUUGUGGGAAACUGCUACAUUUUCUUCCCCAUGCAGCCGAUUUUUCUGUCUUGGCGAAUGACGCCUACCAGAGUCGAGCUGAGUUUCGUUCCUCUUUUAAAGUCAAUACACGUACGACCUUUUCAACCUUCCGUUGCUUGGACCCCGGUGAUGUACCAAACAUGUAACCUGAAAAUGUAUGAAGGUUUAUAGAUAUUUUGUAUUAAUGAUGCGACUUAUUUUGGUCCUAAUAUAUUGUAGAGAGGACGGUGUCUAUAUUGAUGAAAUGGAAAGCACUUAACAUUUUGGUAAGUUGAUAUUUGUGAAUGAUUAAAGGGGAAACUGCUGCUCUCGCAA
Synchiropus splendidus (mandarinfish) is the source of this 2572-nucleotide messenger RNA. It is a transcript of the gene cbx4, whose product is annotated as chromobox homolog 4 (Pc class homolog, Drosophila). Gene Ontology annotation, biological process: negative regulation of DNA-templated transcription. The record is from RefSeq and is a predicted model, not a curated record. Lineage: Eukaryota; Metazoa; Chordata; Actinopteri; Syngnathiformes; Callionymidae. Bases 199 to 1749 code for a protein of 516 amino acids. The transcript is spliced from 5 exons.